CAAGGCAACCUCUUUCUCAUCUACUCUCAUCUGCCUCCGCCGCCACUUAUAAAGUUAUACCCCCAGUGCACUGCAUCGGUUAUACCCCACCAACGAACUAGCAUGGCAACACUCGCGCUCUCGCCUGUCUCCGCGCUGCACCCCCACCUCCGCGCUCCCCGCCCGCCGAUCCGGAUCUUUGACUUUGCGUUUCCGCGCACGGACCCGCGCGCACUGGGUGGCGGGGACGGCGUACCCCACGCCUGCAGGCCGGAGCUGCUGAACAGACGGCUGAAUGGCUCGCGCUGCCCGAGCCCUGUCUCCGUUGCCACCGACAGCGACAGCGAGGACGACGAUGACGACUAUUAUGAGCGUGCCCGGCGCCGGGUGGAAGCUUAUUUUGGGCCAUCGAUAGCGGGCCCUAGCUCAGGGACCGGGAUUCCGGCGGGGCUGUAUCGGGCACAGUUCCCGUUUGGCGCGGAGGGUGGCGCGGCGGAGAUGCCACUCGAAGUCGGGCAAUUAGUCUAUGUUAUCGGCCCCAUGGAGCAGGACGGCGACCCAGACGCAUCUGGCCCUCGUUGGGCAAUUGCGCGCCGCACCCCGGUGGUUGUGCGGCCCGAUCUAGACAUAUGGCAGCUGCAUGCGCUUGUCGACGUGCGGACCAACAUCCGCAUCGUGUGGGCGUUGUUAUCCGGCAGUUUGGAUCAAAGUGGGGGUGGCAGGGGACUCGUGCCGGAGGCGUUCCUCGUACGCAUUCGCGCCGAGGGCGAACAGGUAGAAGAUGCCAGAGUCAGAUUGGAGGAGUAUCUGGGGUCCAGUGACACGUGGACCGCGCCAGAAGAGCCGGACGAUGAAAGCCCAGAGUUGGAAGCGGAGCAAUAA
Molecule: messenger RNA, 861 nt
Organism: Mycena indigotica
Lineage: Eukaryota; Fungi; Basidiomycota; Agaricomycetes; Agaricales; Mycenaceae
Exons: 3
Coding region: 103-861 (252 amino acids)
Source: RefSeq, a predicted model, not a curated record